AUGCCCGAACGCCUCACCGGUUUUCUUCUUCGUCUUCUUCGUCUUCUUUUGUCUUUCCCACAUUGUGAAAUCCAUGAGCAAAUUUCGGAGCUGAUGGUGUCGACGACGUUGAUUGGGCAAAAGUGGAAAGUCAUCGCUGAAUCGUCAUCCGCAACGUGGUCACCCUGUUUGACCAGGCGGAAUGUGGGCGUGUCUCAUUUUGAGGUGAUUCGGAAUUCCACCUACUCCGCCAAACCGUCAGCAUCAAUUAACCUAGUGGAUCUCUUUCACAAUGUAACAUCUUUAACCAGUGUUUCAUAUGGUGAUCUCGCAGAAUUGCCUCGAAGCUUCUGGGAGAAGGUGAAGUAUCCAGACGUGUACCACACGUACCCGCAAGAUGUUCCAAUGAAGCAAAUUGUCAAGGACAUCAAAGCAGGUCUUCCUGUCUCCGAUGUAGGCUAA
This is a messenger RNA of Mesocestoides corti, 441 nucleotides long. NCBI's taxonomy places the organism in Eukaryota, Metazoa, Platyhelminthes, Cestoda, Cyclophyllidea, Mesocestoididae. The record is from the annotation of a GenBank genome assembly.